GCGCUGUUUGCCAUCCACCGCGUUCGCCGUGCAGUCCACCAUGUCCGACGAUGGAAUGAACAUUGAUGAUAGCGGCAACGACGGUGUCGUCCGCCGCAAGGGCAGGGGUUUCCAGAGCGCUGCUGGCGCAAAUGAGAGCGUAGUCGCCUCGGAACAAGCCUUUGACCGAGUGGAGUCAACCCAAGACUCGGGUACAAGGGCAGCGAGAUCCGUUGAGGGUUGGAUCGUUUUGGUGACCAAUGUACACGAAGAAGCCACCGAGGAAGAUGUGACAGACAAAUUCGCGGAGUAUGGAGAGAUCAAGAACCAGCAUGUUAACCUCGAUCGUAGGACUGGUUAUGUAAAGGGAUAUGCCCUGGUGGAGUACGAGACGAUGGCAGAAGCGCAGGCUGCCAUCGACGGGGCUUCAGGGACAACGUUGCUAGAGCAAACACUCCAGUGCGAUUAUGCUUUUGUGCGGCCGCCCCCAGCAGGCCCCAAGAAGGGUCGCGGGAGAGAAGGUCGGGGUCGCAGUGCAAGCCCGUCGCGUCGGAGAGAGAGGGACUAAAAAUAUGCUGAGGCUGCUGGAUUUGAGCCUGUUAUCUCAUUCUCUUCUCAACGCUCUGCCGGGUCCACUCGUCAGGUCAGCUAGCGUUCGUUCCGAUGCUAUCAUCAUCGCGUGUAACCUGUAAUAUUAUAUUGCUUCAACCGACGAACGAUGUUUUCUUUCAA
This is a messenger RNA of Fomitopsis serialis, 711 nucleotides long. Its product is annotated as Y14 protein. Lineage: Eukaryota; Fungi; Basidiomycota; Agaricomycetes; Polyporales; Fomitopsidaceae. Gene Ontology annotation, molecular function: mRNA binding. Gene Ontology annotation, biological process: RNA splicing. The record is from RefSeq and is a predicted model, not a curated record. The coding region runs from base 41 to 547 and encodes 168 amino acids. Gene Ontology annotation, cellular component: exon-exon junction complex; nucleus; cytoplasm. The transcript has 5 exons.